AUGGCAACCGUCACCUUCAAAGACGACCUCCCCAACACCACCACCACCACCACAACUCCAAAGAACAAAACAACCACCCUCCGCCGCUGGCUCACCUUCUCGACCUCAACUUCAUCAUCCCAUCGCCGCUCCUCCUCCCCACGCCCAAAACCAACCCGCAGACCUACCCCAAAACCCACCAUUAACAUCAACACCAACACCAAUACCACAAGCAACAGCACAACAACCCGUCUCUACAGAAGAGUAACCCUCCCGCGCCGCUCCUCCAAAUCCAAAACCAAGACGAGAACAAUCCAUCCUGAUGACACACAUACACAUACACCUACAUCGCUACUUACAUCCAUAAACACCACUACCAACACAGGCACACCCACAGCCCCCACAACAACAAUAACAAGAGAUACUACGAAUCCAAUCACACCCCCACCCACCAGCCCUACCUCCCCCUCAAGCACCAACAACAAAAUCCGCUCCCGCUCUCCCCUCUCCCCCCUCUCACCCCUAAGUCUCAACUUCAGCACACUAUUCAACCUAUCCCCACGGUCGAAAACCAUCGAGGAAUCAUCGUCAUCGACAUAUUCAUCCUCGGUAUCGGAGAUACAUAUCCCCCCGCCGACUGUCUCGCAUGAGCAGCUGACGAGUUCGUAUGCGGAGUAUUGUGAGGCGUUUACGGAGGGAAGGACGGAGGAGAGUUUUCUGUAUCAGGAGGAAGAGAAGGAGGAAGAUGGAAAUAAGGGUGUUCGGCCGGUGAAGGAGAUUGUGAUUAAGGAGGAGAAGGGGUGUUUGGAGGAGAGGUGUUUGGGGAAAGAGGGAGGAGGAGGAGGUGGUGGUGGGGGACAAUGUGUGGAGGAUACAAGGGAGGAAGAAGGAAAGGGAAAGGGAAAUGGGGAUGGUGACAGGGCUAUUCCGAGCAGUGAUGAUCAGAGGGAGAUUCUACAUUGGAUGCGGGAGUCGGAUGAGGAGGAGCAGGAUAGUGGCAGCAAUGCUGAAGAUGUACCGCUGCGGGUGUCUCCCCCCGCGAGGAUCCUCACGCCUGCUCGAUAUGAACAAUCGCGUCGGGCAGCGAGACAACCUCAGCAUGGGAAGCAGCAGGAGCACCACGAGGAUCAGCGACAUGCGUGGUGGACUGCACUCCGGGUGGGGUGGACGCGCAUGCGCCGCCGAACCAGCAAGGCUGCCAACCCCGACUACAAUUAG
Aspergillus tubingensis is the source of this 1197-nucleotide messenger RNA. Its product is annotated as similar to An11g05720. Bases 1 to 1197 code for a protein of 398 amino acids. Lineage: Eukaryota; Fungi; Ascomycota; Eurotiomycetes; Eurotiales; Aspergillaceae. The transcript has a single exon. The record is from RefSeq and is a predicted model, not a curated record.